This is a messenger RNA of Symbiodinium sp. CCMP2456, 684 nucleotides long. Lineage: Eukaryota; Dinophyceae; Suessiales; Symbiodiniaceae. The record is from the annotation of a GenBank genome assembly.
AUGGAAAACAACACCUGGGUGGAGAAAGACACCUUGGUGAAGAUGGGCUACAUCAAGCUCGUUCAGCGUGAGGAUGAGCGUCAGGCUGCCAUGGCAGGACUGAUGACGAAGCAGCUCACCCAGCCGGGUGUGGAGAAGCACUUGGCAGACUUCGGCGUCGACGCCGAGUCCGCAAGCCACACGCAGAUCAACCAGCUCAGUGGUGGAAUGAAGGUGAAGAUCGUCCUCGCGGCUGCCAUGUGGCAGAAUCCGCACGUGCUCAUCCUUGACGAGCCGACCAACUACCUGGAUCGCGACGGGCUGGGUGCCCUGGUUCUGGCGAUCAAGGAUUACAAGGGCGGUGUCCUCAUUAUCUCCCACAACAAGGAGUUCUGCGACAGCGUGGCCACCGAGAAGUGGAUCAUGCAGGCAGGCCGCUUGCGCAUCGAGGGCGAGUCUAUCGACAACUCCAAGGAUGACGGCGAUGCAAACAAAGGCCCUGAUGAGGUCUUCGAUGGUGCCGGCAACAAGAUCGAAGUCAAGAAGAGCGUCACCAUGACCGAGAAGGACAAGAAGAAGUCCAUCAAGGACAUUGAGAAGAAGAUCAAGGACGGCAAGAAGAAGCAGACGAUGACCGACGAGGAGAUCUGGGAGCUCGAGGACAAGCUCAACGAGCUGAAGGAGAGCCUGAAGGGCAAGGAGUGA